Gongylonema pulchrum is the source of this 723-nucleotide messenger RNA. Lineage: Eukaryota; Metazoa; Nematoda; Chromadorea; Rhabditida; Gongylonematidae. The record is from the annotation of a GenBank genome assembly.
AUGGUAGCUGCGGUGGUGAAUCAUACGAUAACGUUGAAUCCGGCACCCGAGAUGAAAUCUAGUGAUGCGUAUACACUGCUUGUUUCUGCGGUCUUACCUCAGGAAUGUCAACGGCUGAAACUUCUUCCUGAGGUGACCAGAUAUGCAGUUCAUCUGCAGUUCAACAGCCUGAAAAAGAAAGCAUCGGCUCCUGCAAAUGCACGAGAAUCUAUGUUAAUUUUAGCGCUAGAAGGUGAUGUUACUGAAGAUGACGAAGUUCCGGAUGACCGGGAAAUGACUCUGCCGAAAUCGAUGUACGAACAAACUUUUCGCCUAAACGGCCGUCAAAUGAAACUGCAGUGUCAACUGGUGGACGAAAAAACGGGCUAUGGGGCAACUGUGUCAGAUAUCGCGACGCUAAUGACCGCUGCAGCCCGAAACAUUUUCAAUGAAUUCGGCUUUCGGAGUGUCGAGAAUGAGCAGAUGUCCAAACACCAUGUGAAAUAUGGAAACCUGUCCGGAUACUACGAGCGAAGCGUUCUAGACAAUAGUAAACUUUUUGUAAAUCAUACCAUUUUGAAUGCAAGUAACUGUGUUACUAACUUAACGCUAAAACAAAUGGCAGGUGUGGAAGCGCUGCUAUGGUCUUUGCCAAUUCUUGCACAGUAUACUCCAAAAUUCCGGAUUUUUAAAUAUUUUGAAAUCUUUCUAAAUGAGACUAAUAUCCCUCCAAGUGGUCGUUAA